AUGCGACUAAUUUUAGUCGAAUGCUUUUGGAGAAUAGCGCUUUGCAGUCGACUACGACAUAAUCAUUCGAGUUUAGUCGCACACGACUUCUUGUCGAUCGAUCUCGAGAAUAAGAUCCCUGGCCAUAUUGGACGUAAUGGAGCCACCGCCUAUGGCGUGUUGCGUAGCAGAGUAUAUGUUUGUGUAUCCAUGUACUGCCGUGGCACGGGCGGUUCCUUCGUGGUCAGUCGCCGUUUGAUGACCGCUUUCUAA
This is a messenger RNA of Macrosiphum euphorbiae (potato aphid), 252 nucleotides long. The record is from the annotation of a GenBank genome assembly. NCBI's taxonomy places the organism in Eukaryota, Metazoa, Arthropoda, Insecta, Hemiptera, Aphididae.